GCAAGCAGGGUGGAACAUGCACGGAUCGGCUUCGAGAUGGGACACGGCCACCACCACCAUUACCUACCGGAAGCGCCACCGAAGCCGUGGUUCCCAUGGCUUGUGCCGCUCAUAUUUCUGGCAAAUACGGCCUUGUUCGUCUACACAAUGUACCUCAACGAUUGCCCUAAUUCUUCCUCCCCUCCGGUUCACUGCCUCUUCACUCAUCAUCUCCACAGAUUCUCUUUCGAACCCUUGAGCCAAAAUCCCCUUCUCGGCCCUCGUGUCGACGCGCUGAGAAAAAUGGGAGCUCUUGAUACGGACCUAAUUCUGGAGAAGCACCAAGGAUGGCGUUUAGUGUCGUGCAUAUUUCUCCAUGCUGGACUUAUUCAUUUACUUCUCAAUAUGUUCAGUCUGUUAGUUACUGGUGUUCGACUUGAGAGGGAAUUUGGGUUCCUGAGAAUAGGGUUAGUGUAUGUGCUAUCUGGUUUUGGAGGAAGCUUGGCGUCUGUUAUGCGUAUGAAAGGAUCAGCACAACACCAAGUUUCUGUUGGAGCUUCAGGCGCACUUUUUGGACUUCUUGGUUCCAUGCUUUCUGAGCUUCUCAUCAACUGGUCUAUCUAUACCAACAAGAAAAAGUAA
Molecule: messenger RNA, 621 nt
Organism: Prosopis cineraria
Lineage: Eukaryota; Viridiplantae; Streptophyta; Magnoliopsida; Fabales; Fabaceae
Product: RHOMBOID-like protein 2
Exons: 4
Coding region: 37-621 (194 amino acids)
Biological process (GO): proteolysis
Cellular component (GO): membrane
Molecular function (GO): serine-type endopeptidase activity
Source: RefSeq, a predicted model, not a curated record